AUGAACGUCACGUCCACUGUGACCCGGGACUCCGUGAGCGUGGCCAUAGCCAAGAAUGUGAUCACGGUCGUCCUCUCCCUCGCCGUCAUCGGUGUCAACGGCACUCUGGUGCACACGUUCAGACAGCAUCAGGUUUUCCACAUGAACUCUCGUUACAUCCUCUACAUUCAUCUGGUGCUCAACGACAUCAUCAUGUUAGCGUUGACCAUCCUCCUUCAAGUUCUCAGUUACAUCCUGUUCACUCUCAAUGUCUCUUUCUGCAUCGUAAUGCUCAUGGUUGCCGUAUCUUCUAACCUGAACAACCCUUUGACCCUGGCUGCCAUGGCUCUGGAGUGCUACCUGGCCAUCUGCUUCCCUCUGCGCCACCCUCAGAUCUGCACUGUCAGGAAAACGUGUGUCGCCAUCGCUGUGAUUUGGUUCCUGAGCUCUCUUACAGUCCUGCCAGAUCUGUUCGUAGUCUUGGCCACGAGACCCGCAGAAUAUUUUCACUCCAGGGUUUUCUGCAUGUGGGCAAAUGUUUUUACAGACCCGCAGCUCGAAAAGAAGAGAGACGUUUCCAACAUUCUGUAUUUGGUUUUGGUGUGGCUCACUCUUUUCUUUUCAUACUUCCGGAUCCUUUUCACUGCGCAGGCAGCUUCUGCAAACGCCAAGAAAGCCAGGAACACCGUCCUGCUGCACGGCUUCCAGCUGCUGCUGUGCAUGCUGAGCUACGUUCACAACAUCAUGGUGCAAGGCCUCUCAAGUCUGUUCCCAAAAGACGCUCUGGCCAUUCGAUACGUGAUUACUCUGCUGAUUCAGGUCAUGCCGAGGCUCAUCAGUCCCAUGGUCUAUGGGAUCAGAGACAAGAUGUUCAGGAAGUACCUGAAACAAUGUUUGUUACCCUCCACAAACUCAAAUAUUCAUCCUGAGAAGACGGAAAAGAGCAAGAUAUGAGGAAAUCAGAGAAAAUGAGGUUUUCAGUCCGGACUGUAGAG
This is a messenger RNA of Nematolebias whitei (Rio pearlfish), 974 nucleotides long. Its product is annotated as odorant receptor 131-2-like. Gene Ontology annotation, biological process: G protein-coupled receptor signaling pathway. The transcript is spliced from 2 exons. The record is from RefSeq and is a predicted model, not a curated record. NCBI's taxonomy places the organism in Eukaryota, Metazoa, Chordata, Actinopteri, Cyprinodontiformes, Rivulidae. Gene Ontology annotation, cellular component: membrane. Bases 1 to 933 code for a protein of 310 amino acids. Gene Ontology annotation, molecular function: G protein-coupled receptor activity.